AUGGAAGAAGAGAUGGCUAUUGAUACCCAUGGAGAAAUUGAGUUCUCCGUAGAGCUUCUCAAGAAAUACUUUGAACUGCUGUUCCCAUCCAAGGGAAUGUAUGACUGGCUUACUUACUACCAACCAGAAAUGAAAGAUACAGAGGGAAAACCAAAAUCAGAUUAUUUCUAUAGGCGUGAGUUCUCCUUUACACUUGAGGGUGGCAUUUACGUUAGGUACAACUGCUUUAAGAAUGAAGAGGAGUUUAAGCAGACUCUUAUUGAAAAAUCUCCUGAGAAGAUAGAUAUUGGAGCUGUGUUCAACAUGCCUCCCAAGAAUCAUAGCUCUGUAGAAUCGAGAGCUUUUAUCCCACAAGAGAAGGAACUUGUUUUUGAUAUUGAUAUGACUGAUUAUGAUGAUGUAAGAACUUGCUGCGAAGGCGCCAAUGUAUGUCUGAAGUGAUGGAGGUUCAUGUCAAUUGCAACCAAGAUCAUUGAUAAGGUUAUGAGAGAAGAUUUCGGGUAUAAGCAUCUCCUUUGGGUUUUUUCAGGUAGAAGAGGAGUACAUUGUUGGGUCUGUGAUCCAUCUACCAGAAAAUUGACCAAUGAAGCUAGAUCAGCUAUAGCAAAUUAUCUUACUGUUCAUGUAGGAAAUGAGAUGGGGAGCACAACAGCAAAGAUUGAUUUUGUAGCACACCCAGCUAUUUCAAGAGCUAAAGAUAUUAUAAAAGAAGAAUUUACAGAUAUUAUGAUGAGAGGACAAAAUAUUCUCUCUAAAGAAGAGCAAAGAAAGAAGCUUAUUGAGAUGCUUCCAGAAGAAGACGUAAGAAAUCAUCUUAAGACUAAUUGGGACAGAUAUACCGAUUACGAAGAUCAAGAAAACAGCGUUAAGCUUUGGAACAUCUUCACUGAAAUUGCUGGAGACAAAGGGGGGAAAUUGCGCAAGUCAUACAGAACAGAUUAUGUCACUUCAGCAAUGAUUACUUUCCUUUACCCAAGGAUAGAUGCAAAUGUCUCUAAGGGAAUUAAUCACUUACUGAAAUCUCCUUUCUGUGUGCAUCCGAAGACAGGAAAAAUCUGUGUUCCUUUCGAUCCAUCUAAGGUAGAUGAAUUCGACCCUUGAAAUUGACCAACCUUGUUAAAUGCCAUGAAUGAGUACGAUGCCAUGGCAAGCAAAGGAGAAGAUCCCAUUGAAAGUUUCAAGACAGUCCCAAGCUUAAGAGAAAGCUUUGGAGUAUUUUCCAAAUUCCUCAGAGGUCUCAAGAAGGAAUACACAGAAGUCAUCGCUAAGGAAAAGAAGUUGCUUAAGUCACAGGUUGACAGCAUGGAUGUUGGAAGUGCAUUCUAA
Messenger RNA from Moneuplotes crassus, 1326 nucleotides. The record is from the annotation of a GenBank genome assembly. NCBI's taxonomy places the organism in Eukaryota, Ciliophora, Spirotrichea, Euplotida, Euplotidae.